This is a messenger RNA of Cricetulus griseus (Chinese hamster), 4692 nucleotides long. Lineage: Eukaryota; Metazoa; Chordata; Mammalia; Rodentia; Cricetidae. The record is from RefSeq and is a predicted model, not a curated record.
AUGAAACCUCCCUGUGCCUCCGGGAUUUCAAUUCAGGGCUUUGCGUGCUUUGCAGCACCUUCCCGCCGCACUUCUUGCCUGAGCAUCCAGCGCCUCUGGGACCCUGAAGUAGCCAGAAGCCCGUUCUGCCGGGACACUGAUCCCAGAGGCGCCUGCGCCUCCGCUGUACGGCAGGGUCCAUGCCAAGAUGGCCGCGCCCACAAGCAAUCUCCGCAGGGCGCCGCCAUCGAAGUCCCGGGACCCUCUGAAGCGGCGCUCGGGGUGGCCGCCAUGUCGGCCUCUGACUCCAACCAGGUCCUGACAAAGCCAGAGGCACUGGGCCAGAGGAGUGCGGGAACAGCAGACAAGGCCGGGAGUCCGAGGACGAUGACCUCACCCGAGCCCUCGGACAGCGAUGCGAAGGAAUGGGAGCAGCUGGAACCUGCGCAAAGGAACUUAAGCAAUGAUGCAAUGCUAGAGAACUGCCACAGUCCCGCCUCAAUGGGAAAUCAAGAUCCCAAAGAAGGUACGGUCUCUAAGUUAAAAAAAGAAGAGUCAUCAUUGGGAGAGGCGAAAGCACCCAACCCAAGUAGUGUGAACAAAAUAGCAAAGCCCAAGAAAGCAGAAGCCAAUGCAAAAGUCCAACAAGAUGAGCAGAUAGAGGAAAAGAAGAAAUCUCAAGACAAUCGCAUUAAGGGAACUACAUUCAAGAAGAAAAGUUCAACCAGCAAGAAAAGCAGUGACUGUGCUUUGUUGGAGAAAAAAACUGUCAGUACAAAACAUUUUCCUUCAAAACAAAAGUUUCUGAAAUCCGAUUCACAUGCAAAGAACUUGAAGCAAAAUUUAGACUUUAGAGGUGAGAUUAAAAACUCUGUACAAAAUAAACCUGAUACAGCUGGAGAACACACAGAAUCAUUAAACCAUACCAUAUCUGAUUCAAAGAAAGAUAAAAUUCUAGCUAGAAAGAAAUGUGAGAAAAUACCCAAGAAAAAUUCACAUGGUAAAGAUGACAAAAACCAAACUGGCAAGAGAUAUGAGAAAGCACGCCAUCAAAUCUCAUCCCAUGCUAAAGAAGACAAAAUCCAGACUAGAGAGAAACGGAAAUCAUCUAGCCGUAGUUCAUCUAAUAUAUCUGACAAAACUACAACUUCUGGAAAACCCUAUGAAUGCAAUCAAUGUGGGAAGGUCCUCAGUCAUAAACAAGGACUCAUUGAUUAUCAAAGAACUCAUACCGGGGAGAAACCAUAUGAAUGUAAUGAGUGUGGGAUAGCUUUUAGCCAAAAGUCCCACCUCGUUGUACAUCAGAGAACUCACACUGGAGAAAAACCAUAUGAGUGUGUUCAGUGUGGCAAAGCUCAUGGUCAUAAACACGCCCUCACUGACCAUCUAAGAAUUCACACUGGAGAAAAGCCCUACGAAUGUAAUGAAUGUGGGAAAACCUUUAGACACAGCUCAAACCUUAUGCAACAUGUAAGAUCUCACACAGGUGAGAAGCCUUAUGAGUGUAAGGAAUGUGGCAAAUCCUUUAGAUAUAAUUCAUCUCUUACUGAACAUGUGAGAACACACACGGGUGAAAUACCAUAUGAAUGUAGUGAAUGUGGCAAAGCUUUCAAGUAUAGUUCAUCCCUUACUAAACACUUGCGAGUUCAUACUGGUGAGAAACCAUUUGAAUGUAACGAAUGUGGGAAGACUUUCAGCAAAAAGUCACACCUGGCUAUACAUCAAAGGACUCACACGAAGGAGAAACCUUAUAAAUGCGAUGGGUGUGGAAAAGCCUUUGGACAUAGUUCAUCUCUUACUUACCAUAUGAGGACUCACACAGGUGAUUGUCCCUUUGAAUGCAAUCAAUGUGGGAAAGCCUUCAAGCAAAUUGAAGGCCUUAUUCAACACCAGAGAGUUCAUACUGGGGAGAAACCCUAUGAAUGUGCUGAAUGUGGGAAAGCCUUUAGUCAAAAGUCACACCUCAUUGUCCAUCAGAGAACUCACACGGGCGAGAAACCCUUUGAAUGUUAUGAGUGUGGAAAAGCAUUCCCUGCAAAAUCACAGCUUGUUAUACAUCAGAGAUCCCACACUGGAGAGAAACCCUAUGAAUGUAAUGAAUGUGGUAAAGCCUUCAAACAGAAUGCCUCUCUUACCAAACAUAUGAAAGUUCACUCAGAAGAGAAAUCUCACAAGGAAAAUUAAUGUAGAGAAUCUCACAACUGACUGGUUUGGUCUUCUUUAACUUUAGAAGAUGUUCUCAACUUGAUGAAUGUUAGCAAAACUUUUUUAGAAAAUCAUUCCUUGUAUAUAAGAGAAUUUGAAUAUGUAUAUUUAGAUAAGAGCAGUGGAUGGUAAUAAAAUUUAAACUUGAUCCUAAACCUUUACAAAAAUACUGUAUUUUACACUUACUAUAAAUUAUCUUCAUAUUUAGAACAAAAUAUGAAACUAAAAAUUGUGAAUAAGAAAGGCUCUGGGAGAUAGCUAAAUCAGUAAAAUUCUUCCUAAGUAACUAUAAGGACCUGAAUUCCAUCCCUCGGAUCCAUGUAAAAAGCUAGAUGUGGUGGCGUGCGCUGCAAUCUCAGAGUUGGGAAAGUUGAGACAGGAGAGUUUCUGAGCCUAGUUGAGCAGCCUGAUCUGCAAGCCCUAUGUCACAGGAAGAGACUCUAUUUUCAAACAAGGUUCAGGGCUCAUGGGGAACAGUACUCAAGGCUGAUGUUUGGUCUGCACUUGUGCACCACACACAUGACAACACUCUCUCUCUCACACACACACACACACACACACACACACACACACACAGUGACAAUGUUAUUACAGCACCAAAUGAACAGCUAAACCUGCCAACAAUUCAUUAAGGGCUUGGGUGUUGUGUACUUAAGCAGCACAGUAUUUAAUCUGCAUUUAUACUUAUUGCAUACUUACUGCCUUGUGUAAAGUGUAGUUGUCCCCUCUGAUAUCAUCUAGCUUUCUUUGUUAAUAUCCGUGUUAGCACUGAAUCAGUAGAAAACUUUCUGGGGUUUUGAGACGGCAUCUCACUGUGUAGCCCUGGUUAGCCAGGAACUUGCUGUGUAGACCAGAAUGGCCUUGAACUAACGGAGAUGUGCCUGUCUCUGCCUCCCAAGUGCUGGGAUUAAAGGAUUAAAUAGAAAACUUUAAGGGGUUUUGUCUAGAUGUUGUUAAGAAAAACUGGAAAAUGCUGAAACAAUGUGCUGGUAGAGAAUGAUACUCAAGUUAUAUUGUUAAGUAUAGAAAAGUGGAUUGUUGGACAGUAUAUACAGUAUUUCUCAUUGUGGACAAAGAGUGUGUGUUUCCCUCUGUCUUUUUCUGCCUCUCUGUGUACAUAUGUAUGCAUUUAUACUGAUAUAUUUGUAUAUGAAUAGACUUGUGUUUUCUUUAAUCUAGAUGAAACUUUAGUGGUUAGCAGUGAACACAGAAGUACAGGAUUAAGGUCUGUCAUUUUUAUCAUGUACAUGUGUUUUAUUCAAAUAUAUACUGAAAUACUUUUACAUGUACACAUGAACAGCUUAAAAAUACAGCUGAGUCUGUUCCACAGUGUUGCUUGAUAAAGUAACAUGAGGUUUCUAUGCUCAUUUAUGUACAAUGAAUUUAAGGUACAUGGCACUAAACCUUGAUGUUGAAUUUGCAAAGAUUUUCCUAUUGAACACAGGUUUUAUUAACAUACAUGAUUCACAACUAUAACAAUACUUUAUUCUUCUUGUUUGCUAUAAACUGAAAAUGCAUUCUGCUUGCAGAUGAAUGAAAGUGGUAUUUUGAAUCAUCAUUCCAUUUUAUUUCACAUUCAGACUGCUAAUUCACAAAUUCCUUAAAUCAGGGAUUUCAACUUUUUGCAGUAAAUGUCUCCAAACCCUGCUCUUGCCCAGUGAGCAGCUAUUGUUGUUGGAUCACUUACUCUGUUUCUCUCAGAGCCUGCCUUGUAAUGCUUGUCAAGCUUGAAUUCCAGAAGGUGCUGUGCAUCAGUUUGACUUUUUCAAGAGACCUGUCUGCCCUUGCAUGAUCUACUAGCUGGUGUCUAUUGCUGUGAUCAAACACCGUGACUAAAAGCAACUUGGGGAUAAAGAGGUUUAUUUCAUCUUACACCUUAUAGUCCAUCAUCCAGGGAAGUCAGAGAAGGAACUGAAGACAGGGCCCACAGGCAAUAACUGAAGCAGAGGCCAUGUGGUAGUACUGCUUACUGGCUUGCCUCUCAUAGCUUGCUCAGCCUGCUUUGUUAUACAUAGGACCACCAAGCCAGGGAUAAAAUAUUCCACAGUGAACCUGGCACUUUCCCAUCCAACAUCAAUCAAGAACAUGCAGCACAGGCUUUCCCAUGGGCCAUUCGAGUUGGGGCAUUUUCUCAACUGAUGUUCCCUCACACUCUCAUUAUCCUAGCACUUAGGAAGCUGAAUCAAGAAGAUCACAACUUUAACCCAGCCAGAAAAAAAUCCAGGCCCGAUCUUACUCCUUUCUCCCCAAAGAAUAUUUGGUUGUAUUUUACCUUUUAUAUUCUGACAGCAUAUUCACUAAAUCCUAUCUCUAAAGAGUCAUGGCCCAGUCAUUAGAACUUGUCUAGUCCUAUUCAGUUCUCGGUAAAAAUUCUAUCUGCACAGUAGUCUGGCAUAAUAAUAGGCCCGAAACAAAUAGGUGAUUAAAUGCUCUCUGCACAUAUUUCAUUCUUGUUAUUGCCUCCCGAAAUUCCUCAUUUCAGAGAACAAUAAAUAUGGACGAAACAAA